Messenger RNA from Synchytrium microbalum, 2019 nucleotides. Its product is annotated as pseudouridylate synthase. Lineage: Eukaryota; Fungi; Chytridiomycota; Chytridiomycetes; Synchytriales; Synchytriaceae. The coding region runs from base 1 to 2019 and encodes 672 amino acids. The transcript has 6 exons. The record is from RefSeq and is a predicted model, not a curated record. Gene Ontology annotation, molecular function: pseudouridylate synthase activity; kinase activity.
AUGCUGACAAGGCUGAUACCAAGAUACGGAUCGAAUUCUGUAUCGGCCCGAACAUCCUUAAACCGAUUCACUCACUCAAGAUCCAUCAUCCAAGUGUCGGAAGAGGUGCGACACGCUUUGGAAACCAAACAACCCAUUGUUGCUCUUGAAAGCACAAUCAUCUCACAUGGUCUCCCAUUUCCUCACAAUUUGGAUGUUGCACGCUCAUUGGAAGCUAUAGUCAGAGAAAAUGGAUGCGGAUGCGUGCCUGCCACUAUGGCUAUCAUCAACGGAAACAUAAAGGUGGGGUUGACACCACAGGAUCUGCAAUUACUGGCCAGUCCAGAUGCAAAAGUUAUCAAAACCUCUAGACGCGACUUUGCACACGUCGUGGCUGGGAAACUGCAUGGAGCUACGACCGUCGCUUCUACUAUGUGGAUUGCAAAUCAGAUUGGGGUGCACGUCUUUGCGACGGGUGGCAUCGGAGGAGUACAUCGGGGUGUCUCUGAAACCAUGGAUGUAUCUGCAGAUCUGACCGAACUAGGAAGAACGCCAGUUGCUGUAGUUUGUUCAGGCGUCAAGAAAACUAUGGGCGUCACGGUAGCUACACUGAAUUCGAAUCAAUUCCCAGCCUUUUAUACACGAGACUCAGGUAUCGAGAGUCCUCUGACUCUCCCAACGGAGUUCGAAAUGGCUCAACUCGUAAAGGCAAAUCUGGAUCUAGAUCUGCAAAGCGGGCUUGUUAUUGCAGUGCCGAUACCAGAAGACAAGGCGCCUGACGCCAAACUAUUGCAGUCUGUUAUUGAAGAAGCUAUACAAGCUGCAGUCUCACAAGGCAUACACGGAAAACAUGUAACGCCAUUCAUAUUGAAGCGCGUUGCUGAAAAGAGUAAAGGUCUUUCGCUAAAGGCUAAUAUCGCUCUGGUCGAAAACAAUGCACGUGUUGGUAGCAGAAUUGCAAAGCAUUUGGCCGAUUUAUAUAAUCCAUCAUCGCAAUCAAGUCGUAACUAUAGUACGGCUAGAAGUCAAUCAGCAGAAAACAGUCGGCCUAUCGUGAUAAUUGGAGGCACAGCUUUGGAUUUCACUGGUAAAAUAGAUGCUGACACAAAUCCACUGUAUACGAGUAACCCUGGAAUCGCUACCCAGACUUUGGGAGGUGUUGGAAGAAAUGUCGCUGAAGCAUGUCUCAGAAGUGGUGGAAAUCCAGUCUUUGUUUCAGCUGUAGGUGAUGAUAUGGUUGGCAGACACUGUCUCGACAAAUUAAAUUCUAUUGGAAUGGACACAACUGAAAUAAUAACUUCUGCGACGGAAUCAACGGCAGUGUAUAACGCCAUACUUGAUUCAAAGGGUGAUUUGGUGACGGCUGUCGCUGAUAUGAGGAUCAACAAGGCUUUAAAUUCCGUCAAUGUGGAAUCGCUGCUCAUUAAAUUUCGACCUCAAUUGUUGGCUUUUGAUGGAAAUUUGGAUUCAUCUGCCAUGCGGAGAGUUCUCACAGACUUUAAAGAUUGCAAGUCUGUGAAUCCAAGGGCAAUGCUCUGUUUUGAGCCUACUUCUGUUGAAAAAUCCAAACGAUUACUUAAUGCAAUGAAGGAUUGUUCUAUACGUCACAUCGAUAUUAUGGUGCCAAACCUGAUGGAACUUGAAGAGAUGCACCAGGCAGGAGUGGAAUUGGGCUUGAUUUAUAGUGCCGGGCAGUUCAAAGGCCCCAGUAAAAUGAAUAUGUGGGAUCGAGAUAUUAAAUUGUUGCAAGUGCUGCAACUUACUACUCACUUGGUGGUGAAGAAUGGUAUCCAUGGUGUAAAAUACUUCUGUGACUUGGGUAAUAACGAAGUUGAAGCUCGACACUUUGAUGCACAAGCAGUGUCAAAUAUGGUGUCAGCAACAGGGGCCGGAGAUACGCUGCUCGGCGUCAUGUUGCAUGUAUUGACGCAAACCAAUAUGGACUUUACUCGUGCCAUUCCUGAAGGAAUGAAGGCAGCAUCAUUGUCUGUCUCUUCACGAGGAGCGGUCUCUGAAAAUAUAAAACCAUUCAAACUGUAG